AAUGAUCAGUCAUGUGACAAGUUUUUGUGAUCACGAGUCCUGUCAUGCAUGGCCUGUUUUCGAUUGUUUUGAAUUAGGUAAUUCAUUGUGAACAAGAUCAUGGCCGAAGUAAGGUUGUUUUGUAUAUUACUGCUGUUAGCAGUUUGUACAGCUGUUAGAUAUGAGCCGAAUUGGGAAUCCCUUGAUGCAAGACCCUUGCCAUCAUGGUAUGAUCAGGGUAAAAUAGGUAUUUUCUUACAUUGGGGUGUUUUCUCUGUGCCAAGCUAUGGAUCGGAAUGGUUUUGGUGGCAGUGGCAAGGACAGAAGAUCCCAGCAGUGGUUGAUUUCAUGAAACAGAAUUACAGAGCUGAUUUCACGUAUGCAGACUUUGCUCCGAUGUUUAAAGCAGAAUUUUAUAAUCCAGACCAAUGGGCUGAUAUAUUCAAUGCUUCAGGCGCUCAAUACGUUGUCUUGACAACCAAACAUCAUGAAGGUUUCUGUAACUGGCCAUCAAAAUAUUCCUGGAAUUGGAAUGCUGGAGAUGUUGGUCCUAAGAGAGAUUUAGUUGGAGAUUUAGCUAAUUCCAUCAGGAAACGAACCAAUAUUCAUUUUGGUGUUUAUCAUUCUAUGUUUGAAUGGUUUAAUCCGUUAUUUCUUCAAGAUCAAGCCAACAAUUUCACCACACAGAAUUUCGUUAGGGACAAGACAAUGCCAGAAUUAUAUGAAUUAGUUAAUAAUUAUGAACCUGAUUUAAUUUGGUCUGAUGGUGAUUGGAUGACGACAUAUGAUUAUUGGAAUGCUACAAACUUCCUGGCCUGGCUUUAUAAUGAUAGUCCUGUUAAAGAUAAAAUAGUUGUUAAUGAUAGAUGGGGAAACAAUGCCAGAUGUAAACAUGGUGGAUUUUUAGAUUGUGAUGACAGUUAUAACCCAGGCACUCUGCAGAAGAGAAAGUGGGAAAACUGUAUGCACCUUGAUAAAUAUUCCUGGGGCUACAGACGAAGAAUGAAAUACGAAGAUGUUUUAGGAAUGCAGCCCCUCUUACAAGAAAUGAUGGAAACUAUUAGCUGCGGAGGAAACAUAUUGAUAAAUGUUGGUCCGACAAGCUACGGGGAAAUUCCUCCAAUAUUUGAAGAACGUCUACGUCAGAUGGGAGAAUGGUUAAAAGUAAAUGGUGAAGCUAUAUAUGGUAGUAAACCGUGGAGUCAUCAAAAUGACACAGUUACUCCUGGUAUCUGGUAUACCUCUAAAAAUGGAUCUACUGGACCAGUGGUGUAUGCAAGUGUUCCACAGUGGCCUGAAAAUGGAGAACUGUUUCUAGGAGCUCCGAUGCCGUCCUCUUCUACUAAAGUUACUUUAUUAGGUUAUCCUAAAAUAUUUGAUUUUAACCCUGGUGUGAGUGGAGGUCUGACUAUCUCAAUUCCGACCAUCUCUGUUAAUGAUAUGCCUUGUCAAUGGAUAUGGGUGUUUAAAUUAGAAGGAAUAAAGAAUUAAAUGCAGUAAUACUCACUAUAUUAAUUCAAACUUGUGUUCACAAAUGGUACUUACUAGACGUAAUGUAUAGAUGUUCAUCAUUCGAUUUCCAUGAAAGAUUGGUAUAUAAUAAUAACUCUUUAAUAAAAAAAAUAAUAAUCACUUAAUGACGAAAGGGUAGAAAUUUAGGUCUGGGGCCGUUCUUUUAUUUUACCCUUAUUAACAACAUCAAGCAUGCAUAAAACCAAGCAAUUUUUUUAUUAAAAGUGUAAUACAUGUAAAUAUUUGUCUAACCUACCCCUCUGCUAACUUAAAAUUCAUAUUUUCUCAAAGGUUCUUGAUGAUAUUAAUUUUGUAACAUUCUAUUUUCAAUUUCAUUUUUUGAUCUUGAAUUCUUCAGUAAAAAAUAUUUUCAAACUAUUUUCUCUUUCAAGGAAUUCCAGAGCCACUAUUAUUACACAUGAUGUUUUUUUAAUACUGCUUUUAUAUCACUGAUGGGUUUUUUAACUUGAAUUCCUUAAUGAAAAAUAUUUUUCAAACCAUUUUCUUUCCAAGGAAUUCUAUAGCCACCAUUAUUACAUUGUUUGAUUUUAAUAUCGGCUUAAUGUCAUUGAUAAAUUUUUAGAAAACUAAAUGUCUAUAUAUUUUGACAUAUCACAGUGUAUUCGAAUUUUAAGAUUUCACAAAUGACAAAGUAUUUUAAUUGUGUAAAUGAAUUUAAGAAUAUAUCUUAUUUUGAAAAUAUUUUAAACAGUAUUCUAAAAGUUUGUAUUCAUUAAUUAAAUUGUUAAUUGUGUAUUUUAAUUUUGUAAUUUCACAAAGUAUUAAUAUUGUAAUUGUAGUAAUAAAUUUUAUUUUAAUUAUUUUAGUACCACAGGAUGAUUGUACUUUGCGACACUAUUUUUAUAUCCACUAACCAUUUUUACAUAUUGUUGAAUGUAUUCGCAUUUGUAUUUAUGUAAUGUAUGUAUUUGUUGUUUUAUCCACUUAACGAAUAAUUUCAUAUUUCCGUUGAUGGUUUUACCACUUAAGAAAAUAAUUCCAUUUUAUGAUAAUAGAUGAUUUGAUAUUUAUAUUGAAAGUUUAUAUAUUUGGAAAUUUAAUUUUGUCAAACUUGACAUUCCAUUUUGUUGUAAAUAUUUUUAAUUCUAUAAUUGAUAAUUUUCUACCCAAUUUAAAUGUUUUUUUUUUCUUCUAAAUUUCUUUUGGACCAACACUGUUAUAUUAUUUUAUGAUACUAGUUUAAAGAAUAGUAAAUUUAACUGACG
This is a messenger RNA of Patella vulgata (common limpet), 2717 nucleotides long. Its product is annotated as alpha-L-fucosidase. Gene Ontology annotation, biological process: fucose metabolic process; glycoside catabolic process. Bases 100 to 1470 code for a protein of 456 amino acids. Gene Ontology annotation, cellular component: lysosome. The record is from RefSeq and is a predicted model, not a curated record. The transcript is spliced from 7 exons. Gene Ontology annotation, molecular function: alpha-L-fucosidase activity. Lineage: Eukaryota; Metazoa; Mollusca; Gastropoda; Patellidae.